Molecule: messenger RNA, 3725 nt
Organism: Lutra lutra (Eurasian river otter)
Lineage: Eukaryota; Metazoa; Chordata; Mammalia; Carnivora; Mustelidae
Gene: BTBD16
Product: BTB domain containing 16
Exons: 18
Coding region: 303-1826 (507 amino acids)
Source: RefSeq, a predicted model, not a curated record
CCUUUCCUGCGGUUGCCAUGGUGCCCACAAUCAGGAAACCAAGGGCAAACUCUCCUGCCAAAGCACCUUGGCCUCUAAGAAGAGCAGGGCGAGCCCCGCAUGUCAUGAGCGCUCCCAGGAUUCAGAGUGAGAAGGCGAGCGGCCCGCAGCGAUCCUGUCACUCCGAGACCAAGGCCACGGGACUGCCUCUGUUCGACCCGCUUCUCUUGUGAACACCCACCCCCACACCCCCGGGGGCUGCGAGGGGGCUUUGGAGCCGUGUUUCUUCUGCCCUCCCCUGGGUGUCGUCACCACAACCGUUCAUGAAAAUGCUGCAUCCGCACCACAAAGCUCGGCUGGAACGCCGGAUGGUUGGCUCGACCAACCGGUGGCGUUUUCCCAGAGAGGCUUUCUCCGGGGACCUGCUAGGACUUUCCCAGAUGUGCAAGGCUUUGAACGUGGACUUUGAAGAAGUUUUGAAGAACCCAGACAGGUUAUGCAUUUCACAAAUUCAGAAAAUUUUCUCAGGGAACUUGAAGAACAAGACCAUCCCAAGUGGGGAGGCAGACGUGAUUCUCACAUGUCUGGGCUCCAAAUGGGAACUCCACCAGCCCCAGCUUUUCCAGUCUGAGACCUUGGCCAAGCUCUUCCUGAUGGCACUGGCCCAGGGCACCACAAGCCCCACAAAGGAACUGGAGAGGCUUCUGCGAGCCCACUUGCUUGGGAAUGUCAAGGAAAGACCCCCCAUAAAGAAGAUGAUCAUUUCCUUGAAGAUCAAUGACCCCCUGGUCACUAAAGUUGCCUUCGCCACGGCCCUGAAGAACCUUUACCUGAGCAAAGUGGAGAUAAACAUGAACGACGUGCUGGGCGUGCUGGCUUCCGCACACAUUCUCCAGUUCAGCAGCCUGUUUCAAAGGUGUGUGGCCAUGAUGAUGAACGGACUCAUGCCAAGCACCAUCAAGGACUUCUACCUGGCCGGCUGCAAGUAUAAGGAAGCUCAGCUCACCACUGCCUGUGAGAAGUGGCUGGAAAUGAACUUGGUCCCUCUGGUGGGGACGCAGAUCCACCUCCGGAAAAUCCCGCAGGAGCUGCUCCACAAAGUGCUUCGGUCCCCCAGGUUGUUCACUUUUAACGAGUUUCAUCUUCUGAAAACACUACUUUUGUGGGUCUUCUUGCAACUGAACCACAAAAUCCAGACGGUUCCAGUGCACGAAACUGUGCUGGCGUUUUUUAAAAGCUUCCCCAAGAAGCAUUCCUUUCUGGAUCAGGACGCAGGACAGAGCUUGGUGCCCCUCUUCCUUUGCCUUCGCCUGCAUGGCAUCAUCAAAGGCAAAAAUCUGGAGGAGUUAAGGCACAUUAAUUUCUUCCCGGAGUCCUGGUUGAUCCGAGUUACAGCCAACCAUUACCACGCACUGGAGAAUGGAGGUGACAUGGUCCACGUGAAAGAUCUCGCCACCCAGGCUAUGAGAUUCGGGCUGCUCUUUAAUCAGGAGUAUACAACUCAUUCAGAAAUGAUUGCCGUAUAUGGAUUCUUCUUUGAGAUAAAGGGAAUCAAACAUGAUACUACCUCUUAUAGUUUUUACAUGCAGAGAGUAAAGCACACUGACUUGGGGUUCCCAUCCUUGCUCUAUGAGCACGGCCCCGUUAGCCUGAGAACUGAGCGCUUGGUGAAGUACGAGAUCAGAGCCCAGACCCUGGUGGACGGCAAGUGGCAAGAGUUCAGGACCAACCAGAUCACCCAGAAGUUUGGGUUCGUCAAGCCAUCCUGCAAAAGCCACGCCCUGAAAGUCCAAACUGUGGGCAUCCCAAUCUAUGCAAGUUUUUCAUUCAUCUUCCCAACAUCUUGACAAUUUCCAGAAUUGGGAUUUUUUUAUGGGAUUUUUCCUUCUUCCACCAGUCUGCAGAAAAGAAAAUAAAAUGACAUUGAAGGGACCACUCAAGCCUUCAGCUGACUUUCCUAGCUGGCCAUGGUCUUAGUAGAACUUUUGCCCACUGUCUCAGUCGGGCUGCUGUCACAGUGUACCACAGGUAGGGGAACUUAUAAACAACAGAUGUUUAUCACUCACCGUUCUGGAAGCUGGGUGUCCAAGAUCAAGAUGCUGGCAUAUUCAGGGCUUGUCAAAGAAAAGAAUAAGAAAACACAAAGAAGAAAAUAAAAGCCACUGGGACUCCCAUCACUCAGAAGACUGGCAGGCAACCUCUUGGAAAUCUUUUUAGGGACACUUAUAGGUUUUUUGCCACUCAAAAUGGGGUGAUGGAGCGCAUCUUCCUUAGAACCUGACUUUUUUUUUCCCCCAAGAAUGAAACCGAAUGUUUUCUUUAACCGAGGAGCACGGUAUUUGGGGAAGAAGACAAUGUUUUUGCCUCGUCUCCAGACUAAUUGUGCUAAGUUAGAAACGUCGCUCGUCGCUUACCCUCAGUGAACAUUGCUUGUCUAUAAAAAGGGCCUAAACCAGCACUUCUGCCUCCCCCUGGGGACCAUGAGCUGCUGGGUGGGACAGUCCCUCUCUGGGCCACCAGCUGCUUGCUGCGCAGCCAUGGGGGCAGGGCACCGUGCUGCUGGCUCUAGAGAAAGAGCAGCCACGUGGCAUUUUUCCACACUCCUGUGGGAUGACAGAGAAGAGAAGAACUAGAAACUUCUGAAAAGCAAGUCUGCAGUUGCCCAGGAGAGAAGAAGCUGUUUGGAGGCUCUGUGACAGGCAUGACUGCCCACCUUCUUUCUAAGCGAAGCAAGUUCUAGCUCAGUCCUGUAGAAUAUGCAAACUCGUGAUCCUGGGGUUGGCAGGAGUGGGAGAAACUUGCAACACGGCAGUGCCCAAAAUGCCUCCCUGGGGUGAAUAGUAAAGCUGCGAGGGGUCCAAAAGCCGGGGAGGACUUGAACCUGGCAGGGGAAGCCAGCCGCUGGGCUUAUCCUGGAAUGCACAGACCGCAGCGACGGCUAAGGAAAUCAGUGCAAAGUUCCCUUUUAUCUGAAGGAAGUCGCGCAUGAAGGGCUGCUGCCGCGGUGGCUGCUGAGGUCUCCAGCCCCGGGGCAGUCUGGCUGGUCCCCGGGGCCACCGCGCAGGCUUCUCCACGCCAGCCCCUGCGCGCACACCUGCACCGGCUGCUCCUGGCAGGGGCCCAGGCUUAGCAUCUCUUUGCAGCCUCUCGGCAGCCCCGCUGAGGAGGCAGGAAAGCCCUGAUUGGAAUAAGCCGCCCUGGGACUAGGUGAAUAAUUGUGAAUGGAAUUCGUGCUGGAGACUUGUGGUUCUCACAGCUGCGGGUGGGGGGACCACCAUGGGAAUUCUGAGUAUUGUUCAGCUCUGACUGCACCUUCCAUUGUUGGGCUCUAAUUACAGCUUUUGUUUCACCAUAAAGUACAGUUAUUAGAUGCUGGCCGGAACAAAGAUGUAUUUACAGGGGGGGUGGGGGGCGGCGGAGCUGCGCUAUUUUUAGAGCUACCCCUGUUGUUAGGCUGUGGUGGGGGGGGGCGCUGCCAGCUUUUAGGUGAAAGCGAAAUGUUUCUGAGGGAGGCGGACAGCCCUGAAAAUGAUGAAGAAGCCAUCGUUGUCCUGAUCUAGUCUAAGUCAAUUGAUUUAUGUUUAUUUACUCUUGUAGCCAGGAGGGGGUGUGGGGUACACAUGGGAAGGCAAACUGAGGGCCCCCUGUAUUAUUAUUAGGCUAGGUUUUCCAGAGAAACAGGCUAAUUAGGAGAAAUAAAAAUAGAUAUAGAAAGAUAUAGAUAGACGGAUAGCCACAAAGAUACA